AUGAUGGAAGACUCUCCUAUGCUGGUACUCGCACCUUCACCAAAGAUCUGCAACUCCACUUUGGAAGCGAUCAGCCUUUCCACUUGUUCAAUCUGUAUGGAUCGACCACUUCACAUCCUCGUACUCAAUAUUCAACGUUGCGCAACGACAGGAAACCAUAAUGGUAUUGACGGAACUCCUGAACAAGCAUACCAUCCGCAAUGGGACGUUGACGGAGCACUUUGCGCUUAUGCGGUAACCUGGAUUGCUACAACAUAG
Bursaphelenchus okinawaensis is the source of this 258-nucleotide messenger RNA. The record is from the annotation of a GenBank genome assembly. Lineage: Eukaryota; Metazoa; Nematoda; Chromadorea; Rhabditida; Aphelenchoididae.